Stylophora pistillata is the source of this 3675-nucleotide messenger RNA. RefSeq lists its product as uncharacterized. Lineage: Eukaryota; Metazoa; Cnidaria; Anthozoa; Scleractinia; Pocilloporidae. The record is from RefSeq and is a predicted model, not a curated record.
GCGAAAUUGAAACGGAAAAUUCUGCGAAAACGGAAGUUUCUAAAUGUGAUCGCUUUAUUUCUUUCCAGCGUUGUACUCUUCGUGUGGGGUAAGUAAGGCAUUCAGAAACUUCGCCCGAUGGAUCAUCCUGUGGUAGUCAAAGAGCCCGCUGGAAAGUAUUCUUCUGACUUGUUAAAAGUUUGUGAAGACCACUUCAGCAGAAUUUACCCGGACUAUGUUAACACCAUGGAUCAUGAGACUGUCAUGUGUCCACCAGCAUUUCCUUUCGAAUACAUCGCUCCAACUGGAGAGGCUUCGGGAGCAAUUCCUCUCGCUGACAUCGAGAAAGUGAAUAUUGACGGAGAUAGCGCCGAACUCCAAUUGUUCUACGUGUUGGAAAAGUUUGGGAAAGCAACAAACCAACCGAUGUUCGUUCUACCGAAAGUAAAAUAUGCUGAGUUCAUCGAAAAUAUUAUUCGCCAAACGGUGCCGCAUAAUCGUCAGACUGAUCUGGGGAAAAUAAAAUUUGACGAAGAAAGCGACUUUGUGAUUGUGCAUCGUAAUAUUGGUGUCAUUCUUAUCGAAGUUAAAUCAACAAAGAAGUUUUCAAAGUCACAUCAAGGGAACGCACGAAAACAGCUUCAAGCUGGCGAGAAAAUAAUUCGUGCUCUUUUGCAUGCUGAUCAUAGUCAGGAAAUUUCUAUCCCUGUCAAGAAAGUGAUUGCCAUGCCAAACGUAAGUGACCCUGGUCGAGGAAAUCAAGAGUAUAUCAGUCUUCGAGAAAUCGAUACUCGGCAUUCUGAGGGCGGUUUCGCCAGCUGGUGGCAAAAUAACUUUGAUUCAAGAGAAUUUGACAACAACGAAAAGCAACAACUUCAAAGGUUAAUAGCCAUUUUAGUCGGCCUGAAAUGCAAAGGAAGCUCCGAAAUUCUGUCGGAUGUCUAUGAGCAGAUUGACAAGCAGAAAUUUCUCCGAAAGAGCCAUGAAAAGUAUACCAUGCAGGAUGGGGACGGGCCGGAAGUGGUUGUGAAAAGUGCUGAUCGACUAGAGCGAAACAUCUUAUCAACGAAGUUUUUGUUUCUGAACCUCGAGCAGUUACGUAUUUGGAAUGGACCACGGAAACAGUUCUUCAACGGUUCAUCUGGCUGUGGAAAAACAAUUCUGCUUCAGUUCAAAGCUUUAGAGUGCGUUAAAAGGAAAGAAGAAAAGGUAAUGAUCGUGGUACCCUCUUCUUUGACUAACCUUUACAAAGAGUUUUUCGACUACAACAUAGAAGACAACAUUUCCAGUAGAGUGACUAUUUGCUCCCCUCUUGAGUUAUCCAAGCUUCUCCAAAGAAGAGAUUUCGAUGGUGAUCAGGUAAGCAAUGUUAAAAGUGAUCCCGGCUGUGAUUUUUCGAGCAAUAACGGAGGCUAUUCCACGAGCGACGCUCAAAAUGGUUCCGGAAGUGAUCUAAGAGAAUUUCACUUCUUUGUUGAUGAAAUGCAAACUUUUGAAGCCGAGAUUCCAGACACGAUGAAUCUGUUGGAGAAACUUCUGACCCGAAUCACAGAUCAAGAUUGUUACUGUUGGGUUGCAUAUGAUUAUAUGCAAAGGAAUGAAAGCGUCGUUUCUCGGGAUGAAACAGGAGGGCUGUCUGGCGCAACAGAAAUUCAGACUCAAGCGCGAGAGCUUUGCAAAACGUUUGGCGUUUAUCACUCUUCUUGUAUGAAAACGAUACUGCGAUCUACUUUCGAGAUUUACAACUUUGUUCAAGCAUUCGGGAAGAAUUCCCUUCUUUAAUUAGUACAGAGAUUAAACCAACCUCAAUUUGAUCAUAUUGAACAAGAAGCAAAGGAACUAUGGGUUUCUUUUACAAAAAGAUACGAUGUUUCAAACUACCUUGGCCAUCACGUUUGUGGACCACCUGUUUCAUCGUUCAAGAAUCUUGAUUUUGAUUCCAUUGCGAAUGUCAUAGAGGAUGAAGUUAAAAAGUGGAAGAAAAGUGGCUUUUUACAUCACGUCGCUGUUCUUUUCACUUCGUCCUUUCCCAAAGAAAACUUGUCUCGUCUGAUGGCCCAAAAGAGGAUUCCAGUUUGUGAUGUAAGCAACAGGGAAGAAAAUAAGGUAGUACUGGAUUUUGGACACAACGCUCAUUCACAUGAAUGGCGAGUGGUUGUCGCCAUUUCCUGGUUCAACGAUUAGCUGAUUAGUAACUACAUCAUGUUUACAAGGACAGUAUCACGACUUGUGGUGAUAACCAUUGACGAGGAGGAGAUGUUUCCUCAUAAUCGCCUCUGCAAGCUUCCAGACUGAGUGAUGUUUAGAGGUUACAGUUAAUCACGGCUCUUACGGCUCCAUUAUAAUUUAUUCUACGACCAAUCAUAGAUCCCAUCUCAGACGCCUUAAGUCAUGCGCCAACAACUUUUUAUCCGAAAAUCUUCCCAAUUUUAAUUUCCAUUCAUAAAAUUCUCAUUUUUGAAGUAGUUUCUCAUGUACGUGUACUUGGAAAAUGUUUGAAGCAAAUUGUUUCUGUCGAAUUUGAUGAAAGAAGUUUAUAAUUAUUCGAGUACCCAAACCAACCCCAAAUACACAGAUUAGCAUAGAACCUUGAAACUAGUUCUGUUGGGCGCAAAGUUAUCGGAAAAUGCUUUCUUAUCCUACCUUCAACUGGGACAAAUUUUAAUCACGAUGACGAACUAUUUGGUGUUUUCCUAGAGAAUAUUUUCAAUCUCUUGGUGUUUUCCCCAUGGAUUGUAUGGAGAUGGAUCGGACAUGUUAUGCGGCGGGAGCAGGACAACAUCAUCCGCACGGCUCUCCACUGGACACCUGAGGGGAAACGAAAACGAGGACGGCCGAAGAACACCAGGCGCAGAACGGUGGAGGCAGAACUGAAGACCCUACAUCACUCCUGGAGGACCAUUCAAAAGAUGGCCCGGAACAGAUAAGAGUGGCUUUCCUUUGUAACUGCCCUAAACGCCAGGAGGACGUAUAGGCACUAGUAAUAGUAGUAGUAGUAGUACUCUUAGAUCGCUGCCCAAAUUUUCCCUAACGGGGUAAGCAAUUAUUUGAUAGGAAUUUAAUUGAAAUGUUUGAAAUCAUAAAAAAUCGCCUUUCUUCGCCAGCACUAGAUAAAGGUAUAAAGCUAUUUACUCACUUUGUGGUACUAACUUGGAUAAAACCAAGACAACUGAGACGAGGCUAGAAACGAUUUCACUCUGUUCCGGUAAAGGAUCAAAACUGAAAAAAAAAACAAUCAAACCUAGCUCCACAAUGUUGAGGAUUCGCCUUUUUUACUAAACGUAGUCGUAAAACCGGAUCGAAAUGAUGUCGCUACAAAAGGUUUACUCAUGGAAAAGGACAGUUAAAGGAGAUUAACCUGAGCUAGCAUUAGGUUGGAAUUGAAAAAUAAUUUUUGAUUUAUAAUAACACCAUUAAAUGUAACACCUAAAAGCUAAUGGUUGAAGGAACGCAUACAGUUUAAUCUUCGUGGCAAUUGAAACCUCCCUCAUAUAAGCCCUGUGGUUUUCCCUUCGCCAUGUAUUAUAAUAUUGUUAUUCAAUAAGUACCGUUAACUGAUUAUCUGGUGAUAUGAACCACCCAGGAUUCCUAGCUAUGAUGUUAUCCCUCUAUGAAUGGUUAAUAAUUAAAUUGUAAAUUGUAAGUUCAGUGUUUGCUAUACGAAGAAAUAAGAUUUUUCUGCAAUUUUUCUAGCAA